Messenger RNA from Panicum virgatum (switchgrass), 1120 nucleotides. RefSeq lists its product as uncharacterized. The transcript has 2 exons. NCBI's taxonomy places the organism in Eukaryota, Viridiplantae, Streptophyta, Magnoliopsida, Poales, Poaceae. The coding region runs from base 121 to 876 and encodes 251 amino acids. The record is from RefSeq and is a predicted model, not a curated record.
AGUUCCACAUCAUCCUCUCCAAUCCACUCGUCUCUUAUCCUCCCAUAUCCUCUCUCUCUCUCUCCUCCAGUCCUCCCAUUCACGGCGUGCAACGCCGGAGAGCCUGAGCUCCACGAGCUCAUGGAUGGCGUGCCCGAGGCCCUGGACUCCGACAAGCUAUAUGCUGGCCACGAGCAAAGGAGCUCUCGCAGCUGGCGAAGCUCGCGGCAAGCGAGCAGUGAGGCGCUUGCUGCCGCCGGAGCUUGGGGCCGGCGAGCAGGGAGGCGCAGCGACCGGCAAAGCUUGCGGCCAGCGAGCAAGGAGACGCUUUGGUGUAUGUCACAUCUACAAUCAAUCUAUAAAUUGGAGCAUAAGCAGGGUUUAUGGCAAGAUAUAGUAAAGAAAAAAUAUCUGAAAAAGUCUUGCAUGUCCCUGCUUAAGAAAAGUCCUAAGAAUUCCCCUGUGUGGAAUCAAUUCAUUUCAGUUAAAAAUCUCUACACUUCUGCGAGAAAAAUUUCUGUGGGAAGAGGUGAUUCCACCAGUUUUUGGAAGGAUAGUUGGAUUGGUGAUACCCCUCUGAAAGAGAAAUUCCCUCAACUCUUUGACAUUUGCAACAACCCUGAAGCUACGGUUGCUGAAAUGGCUCAGCAAGGCUGGAGAUUAUCUCUGCGAAGAUGGUUAAAUGAGGAGUUACAAAUACAUUAUAGGAAGAUGAAUAAUCUUCUGAAUUCAUUUGCAGUUAACAGUGAGAAUGAUAAACCCCGUUGGAAACGAGGUCUCCAGGCGGGACAAGACAAGGAAGAUCUGGAGAGUGGUGCAAUGGCGCUCCUCAAGACGACAUUACACUUCCACGCACAAGCCCAAGGCGAUGACACAGGGUUGGUUCUUCUCCAGUGAUGCCCCCGACGUGAAGAUAGAAGUAUGCUCCCCCCCUUAGUUAUGCUGAAAUGGGGUGUUUCUCUUCUUUGCUGUUUGCUUUUCUGAACCUGUAAGCGAGUUUGGUGUCAGCAGCCGGAUGUGAGCCGGCUGUUCUUCGCUUAAACUGAGCGUUAAGACCUUCUAAGGUUGUUCCUGAAGACUUUGUAAUUUCUUUACCAAAAGUAAUGAAAUUCGGGUGUGGCCCUUUUUGGAAAAAAAACAU